AUGCCGGGCUUUUUCAACUCUAUCAGCUCCUACUUCAACUCUUCCACCUCUUCUAGCUCUUUAGAUCGAAAUCUCGACAACAACAACAAUCGUCAAGCGAGAAGAGGCCCCGACGUGCUCUCCUCCACGCGGGAUGCAUUCUCCUUGCCUUCCUCUCAUCAACGAUCCGAUAGUCCGGGAGGUUAUGGAGGAGGGUAUGGGAGAGCGAGCUAUCAGGAUGCUAGUCGGAGUGAAAGUCCUGCGUUUGGGGAACACGCUGAUGGGUUGAGUAGACCGAGUCGGGCGAACUUGGGGGGAUUGAGUGCAUCGAGUUCUCGACAUAACUCUAUGAUCGGAGGCAGUGCUCCUGGGUUCUCUUACCCACCUCAGGCUCACGAGGGCGGGUACGAGUACAACGCUUCCCGGAAUCUCGGCCCGAACCGCAAUGCCAGCCCAUCAGGCUCUCGCUCGCGAACCAACUCGGCCGGGCCCAACGCAUUUUCUCCGAACGGUCCCCUCAUCUACUACCCACCCCCGCGAACGACUUGGAACCGCAUCCAACGUGUCCUUGCCAACACCGUCCCUGAACUCCUCGAUACACUCAACUCGCCUGUGGACCCGCUCACAUUGUCCGAAGCCGAAGGUCUGCUCGGCUGUGUCCUGCCACCCUCAGUCAGAGAUUCUUACCUCUGCGUGGACGGACAAGAUCCAUCUUCCGAACUGAAGGAAGGGCUGUUCUUCGGUCUGACGUUCCUCAGCUUGGAAGAUUCGUUGAGGGAAUGGACCUUUUGGCGUCGAGUAGAAUCGGACCCUACGUCGGGAAACAACCCGGACGUACUCGUCAUGAUGUCGUCCAUCCCCUCUGGAUGGAUCAAAUCGCAAUACGCCUGUCGAGGGUGGUUGCCGCUCAUCACGGAUCGUUGUGGGAACUACGUCGGUGUCGAUCUGAGUCCUGGGGAGGAUGGCGGAUCAUGGGGCCAGGUCAUCGUCUUCGGUCGAGAGUUUGAUAGGAAAUGCGUCCUCUUCCGAGGAGAAGGAGAAGGAGGAUGGGGUCGCUGGUUGGCCGGUUUUGCGGAGGAACUGGAGAGCGGGGAAGGAUGGGAGAUUGAUGGAUCUAAAAAAUCCGGUGAUUCCGGGUCGGAUGAUGAAGACGAUGUCGGUUACCAAUCUUACUACUACGACGGGAACGGUUCUGGAGGUGGAGAUUCUUACGGCGAGGUCGGAUCCGCCUUGAGGCUGACGGGCGAGUAUAAGGGAUGGGGAGUCCUCGAGGCUUGGUGGGAUCGCAGUGUCAGGCGGUGGGACGAGCUCGGGAUGGGACUGAGCCAGGCAGAGAUCAGGAGGCAGCAGGAAAAGAUCGAUAAGCGAAAGUCGGCGAGGAUGGGAGGAGGACCAGGGCCGAAUGAGUUGCUUGGGUUAGGCUUUGGAGGGAUGCGGCUUGCUACCGCCGGAGAGGACGCACAGGUGGCUAUUCCAGUCCUGAACGAUCCAAGAGGCCUGGUCCCAUCGAUUCCCGCUCCUCAACCGUUGACAUUGCCGGGUCAACCUCCCGCUUCUCCCGGACCCGAGACAGCCCUGUUGAUGAUGCCUCGGUCACCUUCGCUCAGCAAGCACGAGGAGGAGAAUAUGGAGACCCCUACCAUCAGUCGAAACGAUUCGAGCAGCAAUUUCCGGGAUUACAGCUCCGACGCUCCGGUCGCACCUACACCUCGACGUCUGAUCACACCGUAUAGCCCCACGACAUCACCGGAAGCCCAUGCUAGCGGGUCUAUGCAGUCUCAGCAGAGUCAAUAUCACAACUCGCAAUCCACAAUGUACGCGUCGUCGCAUGAUGGGUUGCUCUCGCCUCCCUCUGCGUCCCCUAGCGGUGGAUCUCGUCGGAAACGUAUGAUCUUGCCACCACCUCCCGCUGGAGCGCUCGAUCUGCCCACUCGCGCAGAUGUGCAAGCGGCUCAAGCUGUCGCCAUGGCCGAAGAACAGGGUCUACGAGGCGGUUGGGUCAUGUCGAUGGAAGCGACUGCAAAGCCUAGCAACGAGCGCAGGCGAAGCACGUUGGCAUCGAUUCCCGGUCUUGGACCGCGCCGGACCUCGCAGCAAUCAGCCGAAGAAGACGGUGGAAUGGUCGAUAUUGACCUCGAAGGCGGUCGUCAAGAGAGUUUCGGAUCGCCCAAAACGUUCCCAGCUGACUCUUCCCCCGUCAAGGAAGUGUUUCAAAGGGCCAUCUCGCCCCUAGCUUCGGGCUUGAACAUUAUCAACGGUCACAGCCGGACUUCUUCUGAGACCACGACCACCACGACGGCUCCGUUGCGUACCCCAGAUCUCCGUAUCGAGACGGAACAGACGACACCACGACCUCGCGGUCAGGCAUCCGACUUUUUCUCUCCUCAGCCCUUCGCAGACGACAAUGUCGUAACUCCUGUGCAACAAGGCAAGGGCAAAGGUCGAGCAGACGAUGAAUUUGACGACGUGGGACUCGACAACGGCACAGCGUCCAACGAGACGAAUGAACCGAAUGCCGCCGGUCUCGAUGACAUUUCUCGACUCUCGAUCGCUGCUGCUUCUUGA
This is a messenger RNA of Filobasidium floriforme, 2544 nucleotides long. RefSeq lists its product as uncharacterized. The coding region runs from base 1 to 2544 and encodes 847 amino acids. Gene Ontology annotation, cellular component: mating projection tip. The transcript is spliced from 4 exons. Gene Ontology annotation, biological process: regulation of fungal-type cell wall biogenesis. Lineage: Eukaryota; Fungi; Basidiomycota; Tremellomycetes; Filobasidiales; Filobasidiaceae. The record is from RefSeq and is a predicted model, not a curated record.